AUGCGUCAGGUCCAGGGUGGGCUUAACGAACAGGGGCCGUCUGGCGGCCCUACCUCUGGGACGCUGAAUUUUUUUUUGGCCUCUGGAGAGCGCCAUCCCCAAAGCUACGCUGAUCGCAUGAAGGGCAGGCCAGUGGGCCCGCACCAGCCGGCCUCGGUGCCCGUGUACGCCCCAAGUAAGACGCCGCGUCUUCUGCAGUUUGUGGAUAUGACGACGAACAAAGCUGGAAUAACGCCGUUUUUUUCGCUGAACAGUGACACUGCAGAUGCGGGUGGAAACAACCCCGUGGAGGACACUGAGGAAGACGCUGAGGGGGAGGAGGCAAAGACGCACGCGUGUAUGCAUCCAUUACAGGGGCGAGAGACAAAGGAAGAGCCCAGGGUAAUGGAAAAUCAGGCGCUACAAGCUUGCCUCGCAAUGAAUACGCCAAUGCAACAAAAGCAAUCCGUGCAUGUAGCAUUUGGCACGAACACUCCUUCUUCCGCAAUGGGAAUGACACUGUCACCCGCCACGGCUGUCCGCAGUGUGGUUCAAACCACGCCUUCCACUGUGGCACGCUCUAACGUCCACGCGGGGACUGUUUCUCAGCGAAUUCAAAGGAAUUUAAAUGCAGUGACUAUGCUUGGUGGAUCCAGUUCCCUUGCCACUGAGUUGGAGUCUGCAUUUGCGGAGCACAAUAAAAAGAGGCACCCAGGGGCCAAACCAAACCACCAAGAGGAGGUCGAAACGUCGCUUUGUACGGCUGAUACGGACACAACACAAAGUAUGGGGUGCGCGCCUCCUGACACUAAGCCGCAGCGGAGGCCUGACGCCGAGCGUAUGGAUUCUUCCACUCAACGGCGCAAUAAAGAAAAACGUCGUGGCAAAUCCAAGAACAAUUCCCAACCGCCCUUACAGCGGCAAAACAUCAACGCCAACAACAAAACCACUAACCGUGCAGGCCCUGCGUCCCCUGCAUUACAGGAGGAAAUUUUGCCCACUAAGGAUAACAAAAAGUACAGCUUGCGCUUACAAUGCCAUGGUAAUCACACAAACACGGCGUUUUCGGGCAAGGAAUUCCACGUCGGCGACCAUGUCAUUUUUGAGGCAGACCGUGGCGUUGAUUUGGGGCAGGUUGUUCACUGUGAGGAUACAACGAAGGAGUCAUCCUCCCUAGCAUCCGAUGCAGACGCUGCUGCUGGGGGUACCGGGGCAAAGGAUGGUGGCCAUGGCCCCGCGGCGCACGUUGUGCGCUGCGCGACGCCGGAGGAGGUGGAGGACUGGAAGGGGAACCUCGUGGCGAAGGAGGCGGAGGCUGUGGCAGAAUGCAGUGCAGCCUGCGAGGACCUCGGCCUCGCGAUCCACGUCUCGGACGCCGCCUUUCAGUUCGACCGGCAGAAACUCAUCUUUUUGUAUGAGACCGAUGAGCGCGUGGACUUCCGCUCGCUGCUGCAGGUGAUGUUUUCAAAGUUCCGCUGCCGCAUUUGGAUGGAACGCACCAACGCCGCCUCAUGA
This is a messenger RNA of Trypanosoma conorhini, 1494 nucleotides long. RefSeq lists its product as uncharacterized. Gene Ontology annotation, cellular component: cytoplasm. The transcript has a single exon. The record is from RefSeq and is a predicted model, not a curated record. NCBI's taxonomy places the organism in Eukaryota, Euglenozoa, Kinetoplastea, Trypanosomatida, Trypanosomatidae. The coding region runs from base 1 to 1494 and encodes 497 amino acids.